Talaromyces rugulosus is the source of this 885-nucleotide messenger RNA. RefSeq lists its product as uncharacterized. The coding region runs from base 1 to 885 and encodes 294 amino acids. NCBI's taxonomy places the organism in Eukaryota, Fungi, Ascomycota, Eurotiomycetes, Eurotiales, Trichocomaceae. The transcript is spliced from 2 exons. Gene Ontology annotation, molecular function: arylformamidase activity. The record is from RefSeq and is a predicted model, not a curated record.
AUGUCCGCAAGCGAGACCUUUUCCUACGGCCCACAUGAACUGCAGCGGCUUCAUGUUUCGGGAAUAUCUGGGGCGCCUGCUCAGACGAAAGACGACCGUUACUGGGUAAUAUACAUCCAUGGUGGCGCCUGGCGAGACCCCACUAUUCUUGCGGACUCGUUCAAGUACACAGAAGCGGUUUUGCGGCAACAUUCUCUCGUGCAAGGCCAUGUAGCUGCUUUUGCUUCGAUAGACUAUCGCUUGAGCCCACACCCAAAUUUUCCUCAGGACUCGAAUGACACCCCAGAGAGUCAACUCCGGGCUGCGAAGCACCCAGAUCACUUGCAGGAUGUGCAAGCCGCGCUCAAGUUUCUGCAAGACAAGUAUGCUUUCGGAGAGAAAUAUAUUCUCAUCGGACACAGCUGCGGAGCCACUCUAGCGUUUCAAACAGUCAUGGACAGAGUGAAUGGAGAAACUCUUAGCACAACAAGAAUACCAAAACCCAUAGCCAUUGUUGGUGUUUGUGGGAUUUACGAUCUCCGACUUUUACGAGACGAUUUCAAGCAGUACGAAUCAGUUGGGGCGUUCAUAAAAGGAGCCUAUGGCGACAACGAGGAAGUUUGGGACCAAGUAAGCCCAGCUAGCGCGAUUGACUCGGACGGGGUGGCCUCUGGGUGGUCAACGGGUCAAGUGGCUGUCGUAGCGAGUUCAAGGAAUGACUCACUCAUUAACCCUCCCCAGGGACUGGCUAUGCAGGAAACUCUUAAUACGUGGGAAAGUGUACAUUCUGAAAGAAAAAUUAUCUUCCUCGACGAUCUUUUGGAAGAUCAUGAUGAUGUGUGGAGCAAGGGCCAAGAACUCGCGAGGACCAUUAUAGCUGCGAUAGAGAGUCUAGUUGGCAAGUAA